AUGGAUAAGAGGUACAUACCAAUAGAUUUCCCUGAAGAUAUCAAAGAGCGUUAUGGUAGAAGACCGAUCCGCAAGCGUGCACCACCAUCAACACCAAAACUAAAAGUGUCCAUUAUCUCUCUGCCCAAAGAUCCUGAGCCGCCAGAUCCACCAAGUGAGUCUCCACUGCCUACAUUUUCCACAGAAGAAGAAGAGCCAUCAGAGGAGGUGGAUUCCUUAGCUAUGGAACGUGUGAGUCUCUGUCUUUGUGUGGAUUCACUUAGACUUAGGCUUAUUAUAAGUGGUACAGAGGAAGCUUAUUUUGGAUGGACGGCUCGUAAUUACGAAACGAGCAUGUUAGGAGCCGUGCCAAAGAAGGCAACGUUUGGUGCACUUGACUUAGGUGGCUCAUCAUCGCAGGUAACGUUUGAGAACGAGGAGAGGACGCAUAAUGAGACGAACCUGAAUCUAAGAAUUGGGUUUGUUAACCAUCAUCUUAGUGCUUAUUCGCUUGCGGGAUAUGGUCUUAACGAUGCGUUUGAAAGAUCUGUUGUUCAUCUUUUAAAGAGGCAGCCAGAUGUCAAUAAAAUGGAUUUGAUUGGAGGCAAGUUGGAAAUGAAACAGCCUUGCUUGAAUUCUGGAUACAAGGGACAGUAUAUAUGUUCUCAGUGUGUGCCCAGUGUUCGACGACAUAAGAAAGGGAAUACAUGGGUUCCUAUAAAGCUCGUAGGUGCUCCAAACUGGGGAGAGUGCAGCGCUCUUGCAAAAAUUGAUGUCAAUAGCUCUGAGUGGUCAAACACGAACCAUGGAGAUGAUUGUGAUUUGCAGCCUUGUCCUCUUCCUGAUGGUUACCCUCGUACUCAAGGUCAGUUCUAUGCUGUAUCAGGAUUCUUCGUGGUCAACCGGUUUUUCAAUUUAAGUGCUGAAGCUUCCCUUGAUGAUGCCUUGAAAAAGGGUAGAGAGUUUUGUGAAAAGGCUUGGGAAGUAGCUAGAACCAGUGUUUCUCCACAACCAUUUAUAGAACAGUACUGUUUUAGAGCACCGUACAUAGUCUCAUUGUUAAGAGAAGGUUUGUAUAUUACGAACAAGCAAAUCAUAAUUGGAUCUGGGAGUAUAACUUGGACACUGGGAGUAGCUAUUUUGGAAGCAGGGAAGGCUCUAUCUUCUACACCGGGACUAAGGAGCUAUGAGACUCUGAGCAUGAAGAUAAACCCAAUAGUUCUUAUAUCUGGUUUACUUGUCUCAUUGCUUCUGCUUCUCUGUGCACUAUCACGCGUGAGCAACUGUAUGCCAAGAUUCUUUAGAAAUUCAUAUCUCCCACUAUUUAGACACAAUAGUGCCUCCUUUAUCAUUCCGUCUCCCUUCAAUUUCCAGCGAUGGAGUUCUAUGAGCCCAUGGGUGAAGACACCGUUGAGUCCAACAGUGAGGAGUUGA
Eruca vesicaria subsp. sativa (arugula) is the source of this 1413-nucleotide messenger RNA. Lineage: Eukaryota; Viridiplantae; Streptophyta; Magnoliopsida; Brassicales; Brassicaceae. The record is from the annotation of a GenBank genome assembly.